AUGUCAUCCGCCAAAGAUCUUUUAGAGACCCUGCAAAAGUUUGAUCCGCAGUCACUCGAUGGCGAUGAGCCCGAGCGUAUUCGCGUGCGCGAGAAGUUGACCGAGGUUUUGCGUCAAGUACAAUCUCCUUGGGACGUGUCAUGGGAGCAUAAUUGGGUUAGUAUGGCAACCGUGUCGGCUGGCAAGACACUGGUAGACGCGGGUGUCUUUGAAAAAUGGAAUGAGGCUGGCUGGAAGCCCCAGACAACUGAUGAGCUCGCUGCCCUCACUGGUGCAAGCGCCGACCUUUUGCGCCGUCUUCUUCGCCAUGUCGCGGCGAACCAUCUCCUGCGUGAAGUCGGCCGCGAUACCUACGCCGCCACCCCCUGGGCCAAGGCCUUUGUCUCGUACCCCUUCCUCGCGGGCACCUAUGGCGGGUUCAAUCACGCACAGACCGAGGUAAACAACAAGCUCCCGGCGUACCUGGCAUCCAUCCGGUACCAACACCCCUCGGACCCCAAGGACUGCAACUUUCAGUUUACCCACGGUGCCGGCUCGGGCCCGUGGCAGCUGCUCAGUACCAAUCCGCAACUCGGCGCCGACUUCAACCAGGCAAUGGAGAGCCACAGUCGGUUCAAUCUGCACAGCUGGACCAGCCUCUAUCCGACACAGAGCAUCGUGCAAGCAGCCAAGGAGAGAGGGACCGGGGGCGUGCUUGUCGUGGAUGUUGGCGGCAACAAGGGAUACGAUCUAGAAAAGUUCCGACUCGUGCAUUCCGAGGAUUGUACCUCGGAAAGUCUCGUUCUCGAGGAAUUGCCUGAAGUGCUGAAAGAUGCACCGGAACUGCACUCUGCAAUCAAGCCUGUUGCCUACGACUUCUUCACCGAGCAGUCCGUGAAAGGCGCCCGGGCGUACCUCAUGCACAAUGUGAUCCACGAUUGGGAUGAUGACACAGCGGUGAAGAUCCUGACGAAUGUUACGGCCGGGUUCGAAAAGGGGUACUCGCGACUCUUGCUCCACGAGAGCAUUGUGGACGAGGUCAAGCCAAAGGCCAAGGUGACGGCGUCGGACAUGUCCAUGCUAUGCUGGUUUGCAUCGAAAGAACGGACCGAGACUGAGUGGAACACGCUGCUGACACGAGCGGGAUUGCGGCUGUUGAAAAUAUGGAGGCCAGAGCUAAUUGACACGGCCGAAUGCAUAAUCGAGGCCGAGUUGGCUUGA
Molecule: messenger RNA, 1200 nt
Organism: Pestalotiopsis fici W106-1
Lineage: Eukaryota; Fungi; Ascomycota; Sordariomycetes; Amphisphaeriales; Sporocadaceae
Exons: 3
Coding region: 1-1200 (399 amino acids)
Molecular function (GO): O-methyltransferase activity
Source: RefSeq, a predicted model, not a curated record